AAACCAUCGGGCAAGUCCCGAGCUGUCGAUAUAAAUAUGUAAUUCUUGCGAUUGACCAUUUUAUAAUCAUACCGACAGUCUCCGUUUCAAAUGUGCGAUAACUUUUAUUUGCGGGUAUGUUUAAGUUUGUGCUAAUUUUCUAUUUUUUUAAAUUCACUAGUUUAUUAGUUACAUGCGUUCAUGGACAAGAUGUAUCGACAUGUUAUACUCCCAAAAAGGAAUCUGGUACAUGUAUUAACAUUAAGAAAUGUCCCUAUAUGAUUCAUUUACUUGUUACACAUCAAACAGAUCCUCAGACAGUAGAGUAUCUGCGAGGUUCUACAUGUGGAUUCGACGGAAAUGAUCCGAUGGUGUGUUGUCCUCAACUAGAUAAAGUUAUUGUAGGUGACAGGAACAUUAUGAAUAAUGACCAGAAUCACCCAAAGUUACCAACUAAACCUUCAUGUGGUUUAAGUAAUGUAACGAACCCUAGAGUUGUUGGAGGCGUACCUGCAGCUUUAAACGAAUUUCCCUUUAUGGUUAUUUUGGGAUACCGAAACGUGAAAAAUCCAAUUAUCCCUAAAUGGCGUUGUGGAGGAACACUUAUUACAGAAAAACAUGUUUUAACAGCUGCUCAUUGCUGUACACCAGAUUUAUACUUGGCUAGGGUAGGUGAAUAUAUUAUUUUUGACGAAACGGAUGGAGCUACUCCCGAAGAUAUAUCAAUAACAAGUGUUAAACGGCAUGAGAACUUUAGCGAUGUACAAUUCACUAAUGAUAUAGCAAUACUAACACUAUCGAAGAAACCAAAUAACCCUUUAGUAUGGCCAAUUUGUUUGCCGAUCGAAAAUUCUUUGAGAAGUAACUCUUUCGUAGGACAAAAUGGUAUAGUUGCUGGAUGGGGAUCAAUAUAUUAUGAUGGACCUAGAAGUUCAAUAUUGCUGGUUGCUGAUUUGCCAGUUCUGAGUGAAUCCAAUUGUCAAAAAGUUUUUGGUGCAGCUACUGUAAUUGACAAUAGAAUUAUAUGUGCGGGUUACGUUACUGGCUCUAAAGAUACUUGUAAAGGAGACUCUGGAGGUCCCUUAAUGUAUGCUGAAAAAAAUGGAAAAUUUCUUACUUAUUAUCAAAUAGGGAUAAUUUCUUAUGGGUAUAAAUGUGCUGAAAAAGGAUAUCCAGGUGUGUUCACAAAAGUGACGAAAUUCUUGGAUUGGAUUGAAAAGAAUGUUGUAUGGGGUAAAGCUCUGUUAACUGAGACAUAUAAAGGCCGAACUAUCCAGGCGGAUAUCAAUGGUAUGCCCAAAGGACACGAUUCACUUUUAGGGCGCGAUUGGAUACGUGAGCUUGAUAUGGAGUUGAAACAAAUGAAUGCGGGCAAUCAACGAGAUGUCUCAGUCUGUCAUGAUAGCAAAAUUCCAUACAUUAUGGGUCAUCAAUGGUGCUUAUGUUUGUUUUUAUUAGUUAGUGCUGUACGAUCACAAAUUUCGGAAGGAGAACCGUGUUACUCAGCUAGAAAUGAGUACGGAAUAUGUCAAAAUAUCAGAAAAUGCGCUUCUAUGGUACGAUUACUAAAGACAAGAAGUCAAGAUCCUGAUAUAGUUAAUUAUUUAACAGGUUCAACUUGUGGAUAUGACGGAUCUGAUCCUAGAGUAUGCUGUCCAGAAUCCAAUGAUAUUGACAAUAAUCAACAGAGUACUACCUUAGAUAAUUCAAAAAAUACCAAUGAAGUCAGGUACCGAAUAAAUUCUAAGGAAUGUGGUUACAGUAAUGUAACUAACUUUAGAAUAGUUGGUGGAAUUCCUGCGAAAUUACACGAAAUAUCAUUUAUUGUAAACUUGGGCUACAAAGAUCCUAAAAACCCGAAGGUUCCGAAAUGGUUGUGUGGGGGUUCACUUAUAACAGACAGGCAUGUUCUUACAGCUGCCCAUUGUGUAGUGAACAGACCCUUGUAUGUUGUUCGUUUUGGAGAAUUGGAUUUGUUUAAUACGUCAGAUGGAGCUAAUCCUGAGGAUAUAAAUGUGUUAAAAGCAGAAGCUCAUGAAGGAUACAACCGCGCUAAACUCAUUAACGACAUAGCCAUAGUAACUGUAGAAAGGCCCGUUACACAUCCUUGGGUGUGGCCAGUUUGUUUACCAAUAGACGAAUCUUUACGAUCAAAAUCAUUUGCAAAAUGGACAGCUACAGUAGCCGGUUGGGGAGCUAUAUAUUACAAUGGUCCUUCAAGUAGUAGUCUUCAAAUAGCUCAAACUCCAGUAGUAGAGUUCGAAAAAUGUAAAACUGCUUUCGCUAAACACAACAUAUCCAUCGACGAGAACGUUAUUUGUGCAGGUCGAGCUGAUGGCCGCCAGGAUGCUUGUCAAGGAGAUUCAGGAGGUCCAUUGUUUUGGGGAACCAUCAAAAAUGAUGCAAUUCAGUUUUACCAAAUUGGAAUAGUCUCAUAUGGGUUUAGAUGCGCUGAGGUAGGUUAUCCUGGAGUUUAUACAAGAGUUACCAAGUAUAUUGACUGGAUACAAGAAAAAGUGAAGUGAAAUAGCUAUUUAUAUGAAAUAAGAAGGAUGUGUGAAUAUUAGUGUUAAGUAUUUCAAAAUAAAUACUUUUAAACUUCAUGAAAA
Molecule: messenger RNA, 2588 nt
Organism: Diorhabda carinulata
Lineage: Eukaryota; Metazoa; Arthropoda; Insecta; Coleoptera; Chrysomelidae
Exons: 13
Coding region: 117-2504 (795 amino acids)
Biological process (GO): proteolysis
Molecular function (GO): serine-type endopeptidase activity
Source: RefSeq, a predicted model, not a curated record